Messenger RNA from Xiphophorus maculatus (southern platyfish), 1228 nucleotides. Its product is annotated as transcriptional regulatory protein AlgP-like. The record is from RefSeq and is a predicted model, not a curated record. The transcript has 5 exons. NCBI's taxonomy places the organism in Eukaryota, Metazoa, Chordata, Actinopteri, Cyprinodontiformes, Poeciliidae. The coding region runs from base 270 to 842 and encodes 190 amino acids.
CAUUUCUCCUCAAAGAUUUACAGGUUUGGCGGAGCGUGGGUGCUUUUAUUGUGAAAGUCUAAAUAAUACCAUUUCCGGUACAGCUUGUGGGGUUUGGCCGUAGUUGCCAGGGAGCCGGCUCCAUAGCAACCGGAUCAAGAGAGGAAAAAAAAGUUGAAAGAUUUAUUUGUUUGGUUGUUUUAGGGUUAAGAAGUGAGGAAGAUGAGGAAGAUGAAGAAUCUCCGCAGCAGGUCAGGAGUUGGACUCGAACUAAAAGGUUCCGGUUAGAAAUGCCUUCAACGCUGAUAGUGAAGCCCAAACCGGCGGAGGCGCCGAGGAGAAGCCGAGCGGCGCGGCCGACAGCGCAGCCGCGGGACAAGAGGGGCCCGGCGGCAGCGGCGGGGGCCCAGGGGCCCAAACCGAGGGCCAGGUCCUCAUCCGCUGCCCCGAAACCAGCAGGAGCCAAACCCAGAACCGAGCCGGAGCGCCGCAGGGCCAGCAGCUCCGUGAGGCAGCCGGACGCCCGGGAAGGAGCCGGGUGUCCGGGUCUGAGGGAGCAGCGGGGCCCCGGGCCCGACGGGAGGCCCGCGAUCCAGAGUCACAAGGCGUUCACCGUCAUCCCCCCAAACCCAAAGAAACGUAGAGAAAUCCAGAAAAAGGCGGAGGCGGAGCUAGCCGCUCUGGAGGAGCUGCGCCUGAGCAGAGCCAUGGCCUACGUCUCCAUCAACCCCAGCAGCGUCGGCGGCUGCAUGAGUCUGGAGGAAGUGAGGCUGAAGCAGCAGCAGGAAAUGAUGCAAGCCAAGAGGAAACAGAACCAGGUGAGGAAGCAGCUGAUGGAGGAAACGCGGGUCCUGACCAGGUGACCGCCCACAGCGCCUCCUACUGGCCUCAGCUGGCAGCUCAACUCCUGCUGAACACAAAAGGUUUCCGUCUAUCAGCAGGAAUAAUCGUUUUAAUCUUUAAAUGAUUCACCUGAACAUUUCUGAGUUUAAUUAUUACACAACAAACAACUUUCAACGGUGGAACAUCCCUCAGCAUGAUGCUGCCACCACCAUACUUUGCUGUUGUUCUGGUUGUUUCCUGAUGGAGGAUGGAAACUUCUUACCAGAACCGUUUCAAAUUCUGCAUUUAGUCAGUAAAACCUACAACAGCUGGUGUGUUUCUCGCUCUGCAUAGAUCAUAUUUUGUAUAAAUGUGUUCUCUGUAUUUUGUGUUUGUAUAUAAAUUCAUGUUAUAGAGGAAAUAAAGU